Molecule: messenger RNA, 2732 nt
Organism: Panicum virgatum (switchgrass)
Lineage: Eukaryota; Viridiplantae; Streptophyta; Magnoliopsida; Poales; Poaceae
Product: transcription factor MYC2-like
Exons: 1
Coding region: 101-2209 (702 amino acids)
Biological process (GO): regulation of DNA-templated transcription
Cellular component (GO): nucleus
Molecular function (GO): protein dimerization activity; transcription cis-regulatory region binding; DNA-binding transcription factor activity
Source: RefSeq, a predicted model, not a curated record
CCCUCUCGGCCUCCUCCGUUCUCCACCCACCGUUUUUCUCCACCCUCCUGGCCUCCCUCUUCCUUGUCCACCUCGCCCUCCUCCUCCUGCUCGGCGGCUCAUGAACCUGUGGACGGACGACAACGCCUCCAUGAUGGAGGCCUUCAUGGCCUCUGCCGACCUCCCCGCCUUUCCCUGGGCCGGCGCCUCGUCGGCCGCCGCCACGCCGCCGCCGCCGCCGCCGCAGGCGCCGCCGGCGAUGAUGGCGCCGGGCUUCAACCAGGACACGCUGCAGCAGCGGCUGCAGGCCAUGAUCGAGGGCUCCAGGGAGACCUGGACCUACGCCAUCUUCUGGCAGUCCUCCGUGGACGCCGCCACCGGCGCCUCGCUGCUCGGCUGGGGGGACGGCUACUACAAGGGCUGCGACGACGACAAGCGCAAGCAGAGGCCGCUCACGCCCGCCGCCCAGGCCGAGCAGGAGCACCGCAAGCGCGUGCUCCGCGAGCUCAACUCGCUCAUCUCCGGCGCCGCCGCCGCCCCCGACGAGGCCGUCGAGGAGGAGGUCACCGACACCGAGUGGUUCUUCCUCGUCUCCAUGACGCAGUCCUUCCUCAACGGCUCGGGCCUCCCGGGGCAGGCGCUCUUCGCCGGCCAGCCCACCUGGAUCGCCUCCGGCCUCUCCGCCGCGCCGUGCGAGCGCGCGCGCCAGGCCUACAACUUCGGCCUCCGCACCAUGGUCUGCGUCCCCGUCGGCACGGGGGUGCUCGAGCUCGGCUCCACCGACGUCGUCUUCCAGACCGCCGAGAGCAUGGCUAAGAUCCGCGCACUCUUUGGGGGCGGAGGCGGAGCAGGGGGCGGCUCGUGGCCGCCCGUGCAGCCGCCGGCGCCGCCGCAGCAGCCCGCGCCCGGAGCGGACCAGGCGGAGACGGACCCCUCCGUGCUCUGGCUCGCCGACCCGGUCAUGGACAUCAAGGAUUCCCUGUCGCACCCGUCGGCCGAGAUCUCCGUCAGCAAGCCGCCGCCGCCGCCGCCCCAGAUCCACUUCGAGAACGGGAGCACGAGCACGCUCACGGAGAACCCCAGCCCCUCCGUGCACGCGCCCCCUCCCCCGCCGGCGCCGGCUGCCGCGCCACCGCAGCGGCAGCACCAGCAGAACCAGGGCCCCUUCCGCCGGGAGCUCAACUUCUCCGACUUCGCGUCCAAUCCCUCCUCCAUGGCGGCGGCCCCGCCCUUCUUCAAGCCCGAGUCCGGCGAGAUCCUCAGCUUCGGCGCCGACAGCAACGGCCGGAGGAACCAGUCGCCGGCGCCCCCCGCCGCCACAGCCAGCCUGACCACCGCGCCCGGGAGCCUCUUCUCGCAGCACACGGCGACCCUGACGGCCGCCGCGGCGAACGACGCGAAGAACAACACCACCACCAACAACAACAAGCGCUCGAUGGAGGCCACAUCCCGCGCCAGCAACACCAACCACCACCCGGCGGCGACGGCGAACGAGGGCAUGCUGUCCUUCUCGUCGGCGCCGACGAUGCGGCAGUCGACGGGCACGGGCGCGCCGGCCAAGUCGGAGUCGGACCACUCGGACCUGGACGCCUCGGUGCGCGAGGUGGAAAGCAGCCGCGUGGUGGCGCCGCCGCCCGAGGCGGAGAAGCGGCCGCGCAAGCGCGGGCGGAAGCCGGCCAACGGCCGGGAGGAGCCGCUGAACCACGUCGAGGCGGAGCGGCAGCGGCGCGAGAAGCUCAACCAGCGCUUCUACGCGUUGCGCGCGGUGGUGCCCAACGUGUCCAAGAUGGACAAGGCGUCGCUGCUCGGCGACGCCAUCUCCUACAUCAACGAGCUCCGCGGCAAGCUGACGGCGCUCGAGUCGGACAAGGACACGCUGCACGCGCAGAUCGAGGCGCUCAAGAAGGAGCGCGACGCGCGGCCGGCCCCGCACGCCGCCGGGCACGACGCCGGGCCGCGGUGCCACGCGGUAGAGAUCGACGCCAAGAUCCUGGGGCUGGAGGCCAUGAUCCGCGUGCAGUGCCACAAGCGCAACCACCCGUCGGCGCGGCUCAUGACGGCGCUGCGCGAGCUGGACCUGGACGUCUACCACGCCAGCGUCUCCGUCGUCAAGGACCUCAUGAUCCAGCAGGUCGCCGUCAAGAUGGCCAGCCGCAUCUACUCACAGGAGCAGCUCAACGCCGCCCUCUACAGCCGCCUCGCGGAGCCGGGCGCCGCCAUGGGCAGGUAAUUAGGGAUCUCACCUCACCUGGGGCAGCCAGAUAUCAUAGGGACGAUACCGUUACCGUUACCGCAACCGGAUUGUUUGUCGCCGUCGUCACCUCCAUGGUCACAACACAAUAGCUGCUGGAGAGAUUCGCGAGGAGGAAGACGACCAUGACGACGGUGUUGUUGUUGUAAACUUUAGAAGGGAGGAUGGAUGAGGGGUGAUACUUAGCUGCUGCUGCUGCUGCGGUUGUUCAUCUUCUUCUUGUGUUUUUGCUAGUAGCGUGUUACUAAUUAGCAGGAUUGAGCAAUCAGCAGGCGUCCAUCCAUCCUUGUUAAUUACCUACCUGUAUUGUUGUUAUGAGCCGCGAUGAUGGAUCGAUCGAUCGACGCUAGCGUUGGUUGAAUCAGAAACUGUAUAUAGGAUGGGUUGAUCGUCUUUGUACCGGGCGCACGAUGAUGCCCUGAUACGUAUUUUACACCAGGAUCUCGCCUGAAAAUGGAGUCGCUUUUUUGAUCUCGCAACAACUGUCUUGGUUGGUUUACCA